Molecule: messenger RNA, 3659 nt
Organism: Juglans microcarpa x Juglans regia
Lineage: Eukaryota; Viridiplantae; Streptophyta; Magnoliopsida; Fagales; Juglandaceae
Product: probable LRR receptor-like serine/threonine-protein kinase At3g47570
Exons: 3
Coding region: 883-3366 (827 amino acids)
Biological process (GO): protein phosphorylation
Molecular function (GO): ATP binding; protein binding; protein kinase activity
Source: RefSeq, a predicted model, not a curated record
AUGAGGCUCGAGUCUUGCCCCCCUAUUUGAUUCAAAGACUACACCUCCAUUUUCAAAGCUCAAUAGAAGUAUCUUCCAUCAUGUCUUCAAUUUUUGGGUCUUUCCUACCCUUCAAGUUGAGUUAGCCCAUUUCUUUCUAUAAAUAUCUUUGCAUUGAGUGGCAAGACACGUUGACAACUCAAUUAAUUAGCCCUUCAAAGUUUUCCUCAUAGCUUUUGAUCUUCCCUCUUUACUCAACUCUAGGACUAUGUCACUUCCCCGCUUGAGUUGUGUGUUUCCAUUGCCUGUUUGUUUUAUCCUGGCAGUUGUUUCUAUGUUGUGCUUUGCUUCAAAAGCCUAUGCCUUCGUCGGGAAUGAGACAGACAUAAUGGCCUUGCUUGAAUUCAAGGCUAAAAUACAUGACCCACUCAAUGUUUUGAGCUCAUGGAAUGACACCGUCCACUUUUGCAAAUGGCGUGGCGUCACAUGUGGUCGUCGACACCAGAGAAUCACGGGUUUGCGCUUGGUAUCUCUGCAACUGGUGGGUUCUAUAUCACCUUUCAUUGGGAAUUUAAGCUUUCUAAGGUCACUAACUAUCUUCAACAAUAGUUUCAAUCUAAUCCCUCCUCAAAUAGGCCGUUUACGUAGAUUGCAGCGCCUCAAUUUGUACAAGAAUUCACUUAGUGGUAGAAUUCCUAUAAAUAUAUCCAGUGCUCUAACCUUGAAUUUCUUAAUCUUGGGGACAACCAUCUAGUUGGGGAAAUACCUGUUGCACUCUCCUCCUUGUCGAAACUCCAGUUCUUUUCUGUAGAAGUUAACAACUUAACAGGAAGUAUCCCUCCAUUUCUUGGGAACUUUUCAUCACUUGAGAUCUUUUCAGCAACGAGAAAUAAUCUGGGUGGGAUGAUUCCUAAUGCUCUAGGCCAACUUCGGAAUCUUAAAUAUCUUGUUGUUGGUGGAAAUCAGUUUUCUGGUACCAUCCCUUCUGCAAUCUUCAAUCUCUCUUCCAUUACUCAUUUUGAUGUCGGAACUAAUCAAAUCCAGGGGAGCCUUCCAUUGGAUUUAGGCAAAACACUUCCUAAUCUAAAAGAGUUCCGAAUUCAGACUAACAAAUUUGUUGGGUCUAUUCCUCCAUCAAUAUCCAAUGCUUCAAAUCUGGAAAAACUUGAUCUGGCAGUAAACCAAUUUGUUGGAAAAGUGCCUUCUUUUGAAAAGCUACAAAGGCUAGAAUGGUUGAGCGUUUUCAACAACCACCUGGGAAGUGGGGGUGCUGAUGAUGACGACUUGAGUUUUCUCUGCUCUUUGACCAAUUCUACCAGCUUAGACACCUUGAUUAUAAACCAAAAUAGUUUUGGAGGGAUCAUACCGGAAUGUAUAGGUAACUUGUCAUUUACGCUAACAUUUUUGGCAAUACAGAGCAAUCCUAUAGUUGGAAGAAUUCCAAAUGGAAUUGCCAAUCUUGUCAACUUAGAGGGACUCUUUAUGGGAAAUAACCAAUUGUCAGGUGACAUUCCCGCUGAUAUUGGAAACCUUUCAAGGUUACUGGAAAUGGAUCUAUCAAACAAUAAUCUCUCAGGCAAUAUUCCACCCUCUUUUGGAAACCUUUCAAGGAUAUACAAACUAUAUUUAAAUGAAAAUAGUCUUUCAGGUAGCAUACCCUCAACUCUUGGCAACUGCAAAUCUUUAUCUGCAUUAACUCUUGCAAAUAACAAUCUCAGCGGCACCUUACCCCCGGAAGUCAUUGGUCUUUCAUCUAUAUCACACGGUCUUGAUUUGUCAGGAAACCAUUUUUCUGGUCCCCUUCCAAUGGAAGUUGGGAAUCUAAAAUAUAUUGGUUUAUUGGAUAUUUCAAACAACAGGUUAUCAGGUAAAGUUCCUGCCACGCUUGGAAGCUGCACCAUGCUCGAGUUUCUAUACAUGGGAGACAACUUCUUCCAAGGGAAAAUUCCUUCAAGUUUUUCUUCUUUGAGAGGACUUGAGGAUAUAGAUCUUUCUCGGAACAAUUUCUCAGGGAAAAUCCCAAACUUUUUUGCAGAUUUCAAGUUCUUGCUGCUUUUAAAUCUAUCUUACAACAAUUUUGAGGGGUUGGUGCCAACAAAUGGCAUUUUUAAUGACUCAAGAGCAGCUAUAAUUAUUGGUAACAAUCACCUAUGCGGGGGAAUUCCUGAGAUGCAGCUGCCUAUAUGCAAACUCAACGAGCCAGAGAAGAGAAAAUCGAGCGUCAACGGAAAAUUAAAGGCACCUAUAAUUUGCGGUGUUCUAGGAGUAAUUGUGUUUUCUUUAUUAUUUGUUUGGUGUUUAAGAAAGAAAAGAAAGCAACCAACUUCAAGUUCUUCGAGAAAUUUGUUACCGAAUCAUGUGUCUUACCAAAGUCUCCUGAAAGCAACUGAUGGUUUCUCCUCUACUAAUUUGCUUGGUAUGGGGAGUUUUGGAUCCGUAUACAAAGGAAACUUGGAUGAGGGUAGAAUGACAAUUGCUGUCAAGGUGCUCAAUCUUCAACGCCGUGGGGCUUCCAAGAGCUUUCUUUCUGAGUGCGAGGCCUUGAGAAACAUCAGACAUCGAAAUCUUGUAAAAGUGCUUACAGUUUGUUCAGGUAUUGAUUAUCAAGGUAAUGGAUUUAAGGCACUUGUUUACGAGUUCAUGGUGAAUGGGAGCCUUGACGAUUGGUUGCAUCCAACUGUGAGACGUGACCUAGAACAUCAAGAACACAGGUAUUUGAAUCUUUUUCAGAGAUUGAAUAUUGCCAUUGAUGUCGCGAAUGCAUUGGAAUAUAUCCAUUAUCAUUGCCAAACAACAAUCAUUCAUUGUGAUCUCAAGCCGAGCAAUGUUCUCCUCGACAACGAAAUGAUUGGACAUGUGGGUGACUUUGGAUUAGCAAAAUUCUGCCUUGAACUGAACCAAAACUCUUCUACCAAUCAGUCUAGCUCUGUUGGCAUUAGAGGAACUAUUGGCUAUGCUGCUCCUGAGUAUGGAAUGGGAAAUGAUGUGUCGACCUAUGGUGAUGUGUAUAGUUAUGGCAUCCUUUUGUUAGAAAUGUUCACUAGUAAGAGACCCACGGAUCACAUGUUUCAAGGCACUCUGAACUUGCAUUCAUUUGUCAAGACAGCUUUGCCUCAACGAGUGGUAGAAAUUGCAGAUCCAACUAUUGUUCAAGAAAGAGAAGGAGAUCAGUCAACCAUGAGCAAUGUUGCCAGUAGUAGCCAUACAAGACGAAACAAAAUCCUUGAGUUAUUGACUUCGAUAUUUGAGAUUGGAGUUGCUUGCUCUGUUGAACAACCAGAAGAACGGAUGAGAAUCAAAGAUGUUGUAACUGAGUUAAAUUUGGUCAGGAAAAAACUUCUUGAAGCCGAAACACAUGAAAGUAAUCAAACUACAAAUGGAACAUAAUGUCAACAGAAAUGGGAAAAUGAACGUUGGCGUUACGAGCUAGAAGAGGACUCACGUUCAAAUUGAUGCUCAUGUGCUUUGAAUUUUGUAUUGUUGCCUUUUAUUGCACUUGGGACUUUGGGCUAUUCAAAUGGUUUUGCUUUUGAAUGUGUUGCGCUUAGUUGUUUUGGUGUCUGUCUUUGUUCAAUGAAGUUACCUUAUUAGACAAGGAGUCUGGUUGGCCAUGGGGAUCGACAUGAAUUGUUAUCCCAAAUUCACUUGGGAGUUGCGUUUGUACGUAGCCUAUAUAAGGC